GUCACUUCCUGUGUCCUGCAGCUGUUUGUUAACGAGGCCCAGCUAGACUCCUCUAACCUCCUGAGCUCUAACGGGGUGAUUCACGGCGUGUCGGCCGUUAUGAUCAUCAACAGGAACCGCUGCGACGACGCCUCCUUCACCAGAUCCCCCGGGAGCUGCGUGGACUGCCUGUUCCCUCAGGGGAAGAUCUGCCCCAACGCCACGCGCCCAGACCCGUCGAUGCGCAGCAGGAAGUGCAUGUUCACCCGCAUGUUCGAGGGCGAGCGGCUGCUGACCAUCGGCUGCAGAGCCACCUGCCUGCAGGAGAACAGGGUGCGGCGCUGCUGCUCCGGGUUCUUCGGGCCUCACUGUGAGUCCUGCCCGGGUCCAGCGGGUCGGUCCUGCUCCUCUAACGGGUUCUGCUCGGACGGAGCCAGCGGCGCCGGAAACUGCAGCUGCAACCCGGGCUUCAGAGGCACCGCCUGCGAGACCUGCAGCGCCGGGAAGUACGGCGUGCACUGCGACCAGGAGUGUGUGUGUGUGCAUGGCCGCUGCUCUGAGGGUCUGCAGGGAGACGGCAGCUGUGAGUGUGACGUCGGCUGGAGAGGAGUCCUCUGUGACCAGAAGAUAGAGUCGUCAGCUGAGGAUCUGUGUGGAGCCCUGAAGUGUCACACCAGCGCCAACUGUGUGAUCAGAUCCUCGUCGCCUCAGUGCCUCUGCGCUGCCGGAUUCACGGGGAACGGCACUUCCUGUUCAGCGGUGGAUGUGUGUGUGCAGGGUAACGGCGGCUGCAGUGUGUUGGCAGUGUGUAAGCGCACGCUGCCGGGCCAACGGGAGUGUGUGUGCACGGCCGGACACACCGGGGACGGGCUCGUGUGUGUCGAAAUAAACCCGUGCCUGCAGGGGAACGGAGGCUGUCACUCCGACGCAGAAUGCUUCCACGCCGGGCCCAACAAGACUUCCUGUGUCUGCAGUAAAGGUUUCAAAGGGGACGGACAAACCUGUGAGAUGAUCAACCUGUGCAAAAAGAGGAACGGGGGCUGCCACCAGUCGGCUCGCUGCAACACGACGGGCCCAGGGGUCCGAAGCUGCUCCUGCUACAACAACUUUGUUGGGGACGGGAUCAGCUGCAGGGGCACGGUUGCCCGGGAGCUGCUGGCCAGGAAGCUGAGAGACUUCUACCUGAGUCUGAUGCUGACGGACAUCCCUCUGAAGGGCCGCGGCCCGUUCACCGUGUUCGUUCCCAACAAAGAGGCGAACGCCGUGCUGAGAGCUGCCGGAGACAAGAAGCGUGCGAUGACAGGCCCAGCGCACCGCGAGCUGUUAGCCUCAGUGCUGCGCAGCCACAUCGUGAUGUGUCACACGCUGCUGCCCGCCGACCUCGCCCGACCCCGAAACCUCACCUCGCUGUCGGGCACCGUGAUGACCACCCGCAGCCAGGAGGGCAGCAUCUUCAUCAACGAUGCUAACGUGACGUACAGUAACGGCGUCAGUGUGAACGGGAUCUUCCACGAGAUCAGCAAGUUCCUGGUGUCUCCCAUCCCGGUCGAGAAUCUUCCCACCACUCUGCUGAACCUGACGGACGUAGCCGAGCAUCAUGGGUAUAAAACCUUCUUCAAACUGCUGCAGGACUCCGGGCUGAUGGACCUGCUUCAGGAUCACAACUUUCAGCCGGUGACGCUCUUCAUGCCUUCAGACAACGUCAUGGCCGCCCUGCCGAAGGAGCAGAGGGACUUCCUGUUUCACCCAGACAACCGGGCCCAGCUGACUGAGUACCUGAAGUACCACAUCCUGCAGGGCCGGAAGGUGUAUGCUGAGGGUCUGAUCCACCAGGAGGGGGUCCGGACUCUGCAGGGUUCCCCACUGUCCUUCACCUGCGGGGGGGCGGACGCCAUG
Messenger RNA from Gymnodraco acuticeps, 1875 nucleotides. Its product is annotated as stabilin-2-like. NCBI's taxonomy places the organism in Eukaryota, Metazoa, Chordata, Actinopteri, Perciformes, Bathydraconidae. The record is from RefSeq and is a predicted model, not a curated record.